AUGAUCUCCACUCCAGUCGCUCCAGUUAACAAAAUGACCGCUCAAGAAAAAGAAGCUCAAAUUAUGCAAGAAAUCAGAGCAUCUCAAGUUAAGUUCGAACCAAAAUUCGAAACCACUUUCUUAGGUCAAAUCUUCGGUAUUUCCUUCAAGACCACUGCUUAA
This is a messenger RNA of Dujonia railenensis, 162 nucleotides long. The record is from the annotation of a GenBank genome assembly. NCBI's taxonomy places the organism in Eukaryota, Fungi, Ascomycota, Pichiomycetes, Serinales, Debaryomycetaceae.